Armigeres subalbatus is the source of this 667-nucleotide messenger RNA. RefSeq lists its product as uncharacterized. The transcript is spliced from 2 exons. The record is from RefSeq and is a predicted model, not a curated record. The coding region runs from base 101 to 652 and encodes 183 amino acids. Lineage: Eukaryota; Metazoa; Arthropoda; Insecta; Diptera; Culicidae.
UCGUGGAGUAGUGUUCAUACGCCGGUGGCAGAAACCUUUUAAAUAUAAAUUAUUUUUAAUUAAAAUAGUUGUUAGUGGAAGAAGUUGAAUUUUAAUAACAAUGCCGCCAUCAAAGGAGCGUUUGGCUCGGAUUAAGCUGGCUAAACAGGAAUUCCUCGUUAAAAAAGGAAUAGUUCAAAGGAAAACACCAACGGAAAUUCGCUCGCGGCGGCAAUCUGUUCGUGCAAAAACCGCCAAUAGCACCAAACAGGUCGACGACGUGGGCCGCGAGGCCGACGAAAACGAUAACAGUGCGAUUCCACAGCUAUCUACGGACGGUCACACAGUGCCAAAGGGAAUUUGUUCGCGGCGGCAAUCCGUCCGCGGAAAAACCUGUGACGUCGGUCGCGAGGGCGACAAAAGUGCGCCAACUCUGUUAUCUACGGCCGGUCACACGGUGCCGAGCAUUCCAACGGAAAUUCGCUCGCGGCGGCAAUCCGUUCGAGGAACAACUGUCGACGUAGGCCGCGAGGACGACGAAAACGGCAAAAGCGCGAAAACUCUGGUAUCUACGGACGGUCACAUGGUGCCCAGCAUUCCAACGGGAAUUCGCUCGCGGCGGCAAUCUGUCCGUGCAAAGACCGCCAGUACACCAAACAGGUCGACGACGUAGGCUGCGAGGCCGACG